UCUGAGUUUAAGAAAAUUAUAUAUAUAAUAUGGAAGAUAUCUUUUCAGCAUCUAGAGAGGGCAAUGUCAAGUUUGUAAGACAGUUUCUGGAUAACAUUGAAAAUGAUCUUAAUGAAGGUGAUGAUCACGGAUUUACGCCAUUGCACUGGGCCUGCAGGGAAGGUCAGUUAGUUGUGUUUGAAAUGUUGAUGGCUCGAGGUGGAAGAGCCAGUGCAAGGAAUGAUGGUGGUGACACAGCACUUCAUCUAGCUUGUGCUCAUGGAAAUAAAGACAUAGUACACAAACUUAUCCAACACAAGGCAAAUGUGAACCUUAUGAACGAACACGGAAAUACACCGUUGCACUACGCUUGUUUUUGGAAUUUGGAAACUAUUGCUGUUGAGUUAGUAAACAAAGGUGCACUGGUCUCACAAUGCAAUCGCUAUGACGAAACGCCAUUGGAUAAAGCAACACCAUUUUUGAAAAACCUACUAAAAGAAAAAGCAAAAAAUUUGGGUCAAGACCUAAACAGAGUGGAGUUUCAAGAACCGAAAAACCUAAACAACAGCAGUUAUGACUAUUCAACGUUAAAAGGUGGAUCUGUUGGAAUUGAUAUUGGUGACAUUCACUUAAUGGAAAGGAUAAGUGAGAGCAGUAAUGGAGAGUUAUUCAAAGGUGUCUGGAAUAACGUACCUGUUGUAGCUAAGAAACUAAAAGUUCAUGGUUUUCACAAGAGAUUGCAACUCCAUUUCAAUGAAGAGUAUCCAAGAUUAAGAAUUUUCUCACAUCCUAAUAUUCUACCUGUCAUCAAUGCAGUCACGAAGCAGCCAAACCUUAUGGUUAUCAGUCAGUUCAUGCCUUAUGGUUCUUUGUAUAACAUCUUACAUGAGGGAACAGGUAUUGUGGUCGAUCAAGUUCAAGCCAUCAAAUUUGCUCUAGACAUAGCUAAAGGAAUGGCUUAUUUCCAUAGCUUAGAGCCACUCAUCCAAAGAUUCAAUCUCACAAGUUUUCAUGUUGUGAUUGACGAAGAUCUUACCGCAAGAAUAAGUAUGCAAGAUGUCCGGUAUUCUUUCCAAGACCACACUAAAAUAUUCAGACCUAACUGGAUGUCACCAGAAGUACUACGCAGUAACCCUGCUUCUGUCGACCAACGUUCCGCAGACAUGUGGAGUUUUGCAAUUAUAAUGUGGGAAUUAGCGACACGCGAAGUUCCUUACAUAUCUCUCUCUGCGAUGGAGUGCGGAAUGAAGAUUGCCACGGAGGGAUGCCGACCACCCAUGCAACCAGGUAUGCCACAACAGCUAAACAAAUUGAUUACUCUGUGUUGGAAUGCCGACCCUACGAAAAGACCACGUUUCGACCAAAUCGUUCCAAUUUUACAGAAAAUGUAACACUCAUGUGACGACACUUCUGUUUUUUGUAGUCAGAAUUUUAAAUUAUAUAUAUUAUAUAUUUUCUUUUUUUUUAUACCAGCGAGUCAAAAAUCUUUUUUAAAAAAACGGAGGUUCAAAAUCUAUUUAUAGUGGUUCUACUUAGGUAUCAUUAACAUAACGCAUAUAUAUACACAUUAAUUGUCACACAAUUACCACCCGUUCUGCCGUCGCCCAUCAGUCAUAAAAAUAUGCAUUUUGUUCCUGCUACCAUCUUUAGUUGCUAAAGCUAGGGGUGCUAAAUUAGACAGGUUUUCUGUUUCCAGGUAGAGUAAUUUCGCCGCGCGUUUUAUUGUCUCAGCGGGGAUUGUGUUUGUUGUAGAGGUGUUGUUAGUUAAGCUAUUAAUUUUUAACCAGGUAGUACUCAUUUUUAUGGUCCUCCUUGCCUGUGUACAGUUUCUAAAUAAAGUUUGGUUUCCAUUACCGUAAGUGUUGUACAACGGUCACUGUUCCGACUUUAUUGGAGAGAUGUUGCACAAUAAAUAUAUAUAUAAAUAUCUUAAUGGAAAUCGACCUUAACGUGAAUAACCUUAACGCUAAUUAGCUUUUUAACUGACUUUAGUGCAGGCCAUUUAAAUCAGAAAACCAUAACCCAUUUCGUAGCUUUAUAUUCAACAUGCGGAAAUGUUGAAUAUUUCUAUUAUCAAGAAAGUAUGGGUUGUGUGGAAUAUGAUGGAUUGAUUUGGCUAACUUUAUCCUUUCAUUUCACAUUCAUUUUUUAUUUAUCAGAAAUAUUUUUGGCCAUGUAUCUUAUGUAAAUUUUUUUCUAGACGAAUAAAAAUAAAAAUUA
This is a messenger RNA of Hydractinia symbiolongicarpus, 2199 nucleotides long. Its product is annotated as integrin-linked protein kinase-like. Bases 30 to 1370 code for a protein of 446 amino acids. The transcript is spliced from 14 exons. Gene Ontology annotation, cellular component: focal adhesion; stress fiber. NCBI's taxonomy places the organism in Eukaryota, Metazoa, Cnidaria, Hydrozoa, Anthoathecata, Hydractiniidae. Gene Ontology annotation, biological process: protein phosphorylation; cell-matrix adhesion; substrate adhesion-dependent cell spreading. Gene Ontology annotation, molecular function: ATP binding; protein binding; protein kinase activity. The record is from RefSeq and is a predicted model, not a curated record.